AUGGACAAACUCAAGGCGAAGCGGGCUUCACGACGAUCUUUGAACAGCCGGAUCAUCCAUGAGCUUGAUUCCAUCUACGAGAGGCUCAAAACGAACAACGAUGAGUUGAACAAGAUCAACAACGAAUUAGGGAGCGUCAUCACGGACGAGGACUUCCAAUCCGAGUACGAAACAGUUUUAGAGUAUGAAAACAACGCGACGCGCAUUCUCGCCGAGCUCAUAAGCCGUCGGAACCACAUUUCAAGCACACCAGCAAAAGAGGGAUCGGGGUCGGGGCCGGCUACCAAUGUGGUCGCUACACCAUCAGAGAGGACGGGAGCCAAGCUGCCGAAGCUCAUGAUCGCACCCUUUUCUGGGGAUGUGUGUAAAUGGACGGAGUUCUGGGAGCAGUUUCUCCAAAUUGUCCAAAACAAAGUCAUUCUGACUACGACGGAGAAGCUCCACUAUCUGCGACAGUUUUUAAAAGGAGACGCUGCCUCAGCGGUGGCCGGCCUUCCAACGACUGAAGCAUGCUAUAAUGACGCUGUAGACCUACUACAGAAGCGCUUCGGGAACAAGACCCGCCAAAAGCAGGCAUACUUUGCAACAUUGCAUCAGCUGAAUCCUAUUCGAGCAUUUGGUGACACAAGAGCCUUCCGACUACUCUACGACCACGUGCUCGUGGACAUCCGAGGGCUGGGUGCACUGGGUGUGCAGCGGUCUUCAUUUUCGUCGAUGCUCUGCGACGUCAUACUUAGGGCAUUACCCCGAGACCUGGUGAUACUGUAUCACCGUACCUGUGCCGCACAAGCUGAGAAUAAUGCCGUGGACAACGCAGGGUUGGGCGGUCUCCUGAAGCUCCUUUCGGCCGAACUGGAGAGUUUGGAAAAAAGCGACUAUAAGGAUAGCAGCGGACGAGACAGCGGGGCUCAACAUGUGGCGACCCAGCCAGCCCGUAGUCGGCCUUGGAAGCAGUCUACGUCAUCUGUUCUCCAUACGAAUUCGACUCGUGAUUAUCAACACUACAACGAGAUGUGUGCGUGCUGUUCAUCCAAGCAGCACUCCACGGAAGCGUGUCCUACCGACAUGUCCCUGUCGCAAAAGAAGCAAAUGCUGUCGAUUGACAAAAGGUGCUUCCGAUGUACCACGAAAGGCCACAGGGCACGCGACUGCAAGCGGAGGAUCUCGUGUUCGAAGUGCAAAGGCCGACAUUCCUCGAGUAUGUGUGACCCAGAGGGAUUCCACAGGACUCGCACCAAGCCGCCCGGACUGACCGUGCAAUUGCCACAGUUUGUUCAUCACUAG
Rhipicephalus sanguineus (brown dog tick) is the source of this 1284-nucleotide messenger RNA. RefSeq lists its product as uncharacterized. The transcript has 2 exons. NCBI's taxonomy places the organism in Eukaryota, Metazoa, Arthropoda, Arachnida, Ixodida, Ixodidae. Gene Ontology annotation, molecular function: nucleic acid binding; zinc ion binding. The record is from RefSeq and is a predicted model, not a curated record. Bases 1 to 1284 code for a protein of 427 amino acids.